Halteromyces radiatus is the source of this 1147-nucleotide messenger RNA. RefSeq names its product Yip1 domain-containing protein. Gene Ontology annotation, cellular component: membrane; trans-Golgi network. Gene Ontology annotation, biological process: endoplasmic reticulum to Golgi vesicle-mediated transport. The transcript has 6 exons. Bases 76 to 867 code for a protein of 263 amino acids. NCBI's taxonomy places the organism in Eukaryota, Fungi, Mucoromycota, Mucoromycetes, Mucorales, Cunninghamellaceae. The record is from RefSeq and is a predicted model, not a curated record.
UUUUUUUUUUUCUUUUUCUUUUUUUUUAUUUUUUCUUUUUUUUUUUUUUGUCUCAAUCAUUCCUCAAUAAUAAAGAUGCUUUCAUCUAACCAUCAAUCUAAUGAAUAUGAUAAUCCCUUCUCAUCAUCCUCAGAUCCUUAUUCUACCUUCAUUGAACCUGACUUAGACUUGACUGGUCAAUCCACUAGACAACCUUCUCAGCCUACUGUCGACUCCACUCCAUCUAGUUAUUCCAAUCCUUUUGCUAAUCCUGCUCUGUCUGGUAAUAUUGGUAGCUCUACUCGUUCACCCGUUACAAAUCCAUCAGCCUCUUCGACAACUUAUCAAUAUACUGGUGAAGAUACUCUAGAUGAACCUGUUUCAGUCACUAUUUUACGUGAUUUGAAAAAGGUGGCCAACAAAAUGCUACAAGUGCUUCAUCCAAAAGGCGAUCGGCACGUAUUAAGAGACUGGGACUUAUGGGGACCUUUAUUAUUAUGUCUGUCUCUGGCAAUUACUUUGAGUACUAGAGCACCUGUUGAUCAAAGUGUAUCCAUUUUUACUGGAGUUUUUGUUAUUGUCUGGCUUGGCGCGGCUGUUGUUACACUGAAUGCCAAACUUCUUGGAGGUGCUGUAUCCUUUUUCCAAUCAGUGUGUGUUAUAGGUUACUGCUUGUUCCCAUUAGUUGCUGCAUCGAUUGUUUCAAUUUUUGUACAUCUGAUUUGGAUCCGUCUUCCUAUAGCCAUUGUUACUUUUGCUUGGUCGACUUAUGCUUCUGUAGGUUUUUUAUCCGAAUCUCAAAUCAAUUUAAGCAAUAGACGUGCUUUGACUGUGUAUCCUCUUUGUUUAUUUUAUAUGGUAAUUUCUUGGCUUAUUUUGGUAUCUUGAAUGCAAGUAUUGUAUCCCUCCCAUCCCUAUUAUAUUCCCCUCAUCCUUCGUCUUCUAGUUUUUUAUUAUUAUUAUUAUUUCCUUCCGUAUCACAAUCAUACAUAUAUCUAUCUAUCGCAACUAUAUAUAUUUAUAUAUCUAUCAAAUUGGAUCUACUAUCAUCAUUGAAAUAAAAUAUACGUGUAUUUUUCUUUUAUUAUCAUUAUUCAUUCAAAAAGUUCAAAAAAAAAAAACGAUAAUCUAAAACUAUAUACAAAGAUCAGGUGUGAAAACUAAGUAG